CGAACGACUUGCCAGCUAUGUCUGCUGCAAGUUCGCCUAGGGUUGGCGUCGGUGAGGCCUCAAAACGAUCUCCGUGGUACGCGUUGAGAGGUAUAGAUGGCACUUCGACGCCUCCUGGAUACGCUGCGGAUCCGAAGUACAAGAAAUACACGCAGCAGGUGGAGAAAUGCCUGGCCUCAUUCGAUAACGUGCAGGAGUGGGCGGACUUCAUCUCGUUUCUGAAACAGCUGCUCAAGACAUUUCAAUCAUAUCAGCAGUUCAAGGAGAUACCGCGCAAACUAGUCGUGGCCAAACGACUGGCGCAAUGUCUCAACCCCGCGUUGCCGAACGGAGUGCAUCAGAGGGCCCUGGACGUGUAUUCUCAUAUCCUUGCGGUCCUAGGGUCCGAAGGCUUGCAACGCGAUCUGGCACUAUGGUCGUCUGGGCUAUUCCCUUUCUUUGAGUACGCCGCGACCGCCGUCAAGCCCACUGUCCUCAAUCUCUUCGACACACAUUACCUCCCGCUACAAGCUGGUCUUCGGCCGGUCAUGAAAUCCUUCAUCCUCGCGUUACUGCCGGGAUUGGAGGAGGAGACAGGGGAAUACUUCGAGAAGGUUCUUGCGCUGUUAGAUCGUUUGGCCGGCACAAUAUCCCAGUCUUUCUUCUUCCAGAACAUCUGGCUUGUAAUGCUCACGACUACACGCGCACGAGGAACUUCGUUAUGCUACCUGUCAAGGAGACUGCCGCCGUUCAAAGCAGACGAAGACAUCACACCGAUUGUGGGCAACGACAUAGGAUUGAUGAUCAGGGCUUUUGCCGCUGCACUGGAAGAUGACGACCUACUCGUCCGCCGUGGCGCUUUGGACAUUCUGCUGCAGUCGUUGCGCAUUGACGGUGUCGCAGUGAGGAAGGCGCAGGCAGACGAUCGCGCUAUCCUCAUGCGCGCAGCUACAAGCGUAGUUCUGCGCAGAGACCUGGCCCUGAACAGAAGGUUGUUCGCAUGGCUUCUAGGUCCGGUGGAAGGCAGUCAGGCACAGAUCGAAUACUACAAGCAACAUUCCUUGGAGCUCCUACGAUCGACGCUGAGGGAAGAGAUGUUCAAUCCCUCACCGGAGUAUUCUCAAUCACGACCAUUUAAGAUCUUUAUCUCACUCUUGGAUAAAUGGGAAGUUGGGCUGCCCCUCACCGAGGUCCUGGUCUACGACGCCUUCAAGGCGCUUCGGAAAGCCUUAGAGUCGGGUCCUGAUGCUGGUGACGAUCUUAAGAUGACAGGAAGCACCCUAUACGAGGCUGUUGAGCAGCAUGCGCUCUGGAAUCGACUGCUUGUCGCAGUUAUGGCAGACCUCAAUUCCGGCCAAGGGUCGAGUCAGGGCUGCGGGAUGGUCAAGUACAUACUGGCAACAUUCCACGUACAUGACGAGGAAAUCGAGACCAUCCACCUUCCUGUUGUGUUCACCGCCAUCCUCGGCCUUCUUGUUGCGCGCAUCCAGGGCAACACUGCAAAGCUGCCGGUCGUCUUGGAUGCCUUGGCUUUGGAGCUCGAGAUUCUGACUCGUAUCCCUCCAGCCGCACUUAAGUCGCGUCCAUCAUUGCGUCAAAAACGAUCUUCAGUGACAGACUCGGAUGCGGUCUCAUUUGCUUGCGGUUUCUAUGAUAUCAACCUGGACGAUAGUGCUCUGCCAGAAGCAUCGAAGCGCUCAGCUAUUCCAUUUGUCACCGCUUUCGAGGACAUCAUCUCUCUGAGCACCGUCCCUGCAAAGGUUCUCCUGACUGGUGACAAGGACCGACCGUUGCGCGACAUCUUACUCUCCUCUCUAUCUGUUCUCGACAUGCUCGUGGGUCGGCUUGACCAGGAGACGGAUACAGUCUUCGUUACAAAAUGGGAACCCACUUCUUGGCUGUCGAUUUUGCUUCAAAGUCUCCAAGAAAAGAAUGUCAGUUUCACCAUCGUGGAUCGCUUUCUUACGGCGGCGAUCAAGAUCCACCAGACGGAGCGAUUAGAGCCCGCGUUCUCCCUGAGUAGGCGAUCUCAUAUCGAGACGGUAGUCAAUGUGCUCCUCCGGUACCUGCGCCCCUCAUAUACGGCCUACCACGCCCGUGUCGUCAAUCUCAUUUGGUCGCUAGAGCGAUUGAGCAGUCAACCCCACGUGGAGUCUGCGAUUGCUCAGAGCCUGUCCGCCCGUCCAGCCGACGAGCUUCAGGAUGCUUGCGAAGCGUUCGGAGUCCUGUGGAGGCUAACGGACGACAAUAUGCUGCCCGGUGUUCACCUAAAGGUGCCAAUGAUGAGCGUGUUGGAGACACUUCGAAGUGAGGAUCCCAAGCUGAGACGGAUAGGCGAGACGUGGAUGCGUUGCAGCCUGAAGUCCUACCUACGCGUGCUAGACCCAAUGUUGUUCGACCUGUUUGACCCUAAUGUCCGGUACGCACCAUCGACUACAGAGCUGAAGGGCAAGCAAUUGCAGGGAUACACCUACGAGCGACCGUUCGACCAGCAUUAUGUGAACUACGUCCUCGAGACGCUCCUUUCCGUCGUCAAAUUCGGCGGCCUCGGUUUCAGCAGAGUUGCCCGUACUACACCGAUCAGCCGCUCGUUACACGGCGCACUGCUCCAACGACUGCAGACUGUCAGCGCGACCUUUCCCGAUGCGACCUAUAUGGAUAUCAUCGUGUCUCAACUGCUGAUCAGGAUCUUGCAAUCGGAGCCAAAGGCGUCCCUAGUACCCACCAUGCAACCGUAUCACAUGGUUGCGCAAAAUCUCGCAGUGGAACUCUUGCAAGCGCUUGUAGCCCGCGGCGAGGUCGAUCUCGUGACGCUCCAGUCUUUGGAGUCCGCGGUAGUGCAGAAGCUAUUCUUCUGCGUCCACACCGGGAGGUUAGACCUGCAGAACAAAUUGCUUCACCUCCUGCAUUCCGUCAUCGUCGCUUCCAUCGCGGGUUCCGAGGGCCGUAACUCGGCGGCGCAAAUUGAGCGAGCGGCCGACACCAUCAGCCUUCAAGAUGCGCCCACUGCGUACAGCAAACAGGCGCAUGCCGUGCAUCCGCUACUGGUCCAGACGCUGGUCGAUGGCAUAUCUAUCCCCUCCAACAGGUCGCUUCUGCAGCAUUGGCUAGACUUCAUCCUAAUGACUGUACCGCACUUCAAGGAGACGUUGAAAGCUGUCGUCUCACCCUUGACAGACUGCGUAUGCAGGCAACUGCGGUUAGCGCUUACGGAGAUACUGGAUGCUUCAGCUGAUGGUCCUCGAGAUGACGACAUCUUUUCAUACACUACGGACGCUGACUUCAUGAUGCUUCUGACUGCGUUGGAGCGGCUAUCGCUACUCAGUAUGACGCGUACGGCCGGAGAGCAGCUCGUUGAAGACGAUCAACAGGGAGCAGAUAAGGUUGCACAGGAGUCCAGUGGCUUGCUGGGCUAUGUCUCUAAUGUCUUUAGCUCCGAUGGCGCUUCUCCCGCGACCGACGAUGCCUCCUUGGCAAGGUCUUCUGAUAACCGGUGUCUCCAUAAUGCCGUGCGGGUGCUAUAUGCUAUGUGGGAUAGGCUUGUGAUUCCUCAGGAUAAUCAAUGGGCUUCGAGAGAGGAAUCACUGGCUCUCAUCUACACCCGCGCACGGAACCGGAGUAGGCGUGUUCUGGAGCAUCUGUUCCGCGCUCACUCUACCGAGGUCUUGGAGGCUGUGAUUGAUUGCUGGCAGGAGCAGGUUGCGGCCCGGCCGGAGACAGCUGAGACGUCAGCGGCUUACGAUCUCGUCGACGUGCUCACUUCCAGUGCGCAGAAUGCAGUGCACAUGUUAUGCGAGAGCAUUUCAUGUCGUACACCGGGGCUGUCAGAAAGAACUAAGAAAACUGUGGCAUUCGCGGAUUUGCUCGAGAUAACGUUGUUCGAUUUCCUUGAGCAGUACAUGAAGCGCUUGGAAGGACCGUUGGCCUUGCAAGUAUGGAAUCGGUUCCUACAGCUGGCGAAGGAUCUGCUCGUCUCUAUGCGCGACUUCCGACCACAAGCCUUCGCUGCACUGAAAUGCUUCACCGUUCUGGCGGACAAAGUUUCCCAGACAACAGCAUUGGAUGACAAGCGCGUACGCAAGGAUAUGCAGGAGACAUACGGCAAGCUUCUCGAUAUCUGCGUUUUGUCUGGUCGUGCCGUCGAGUCCGGAUCGUGGAUUCGAAGGACACAGCGUGACAACCUCGUCGCUAAUGGCAGAGAUUCGCCUACGCCUACCCUUCGCGUCACGGGAACGGGACUGGACGAGAAAAGCGCAAGCUCAACUUCGCUACCGCUACCCGAUUCUGUCAGGCCCACGUACAGCACAGAUGUCGUUCAGCAAGUCAACUCGUACAUUGCUUCAGACGCACUCCCUAGUUUGCGCAAAUUCCUGAUCGAUCCGGACAAGAUUCUGGCGGCCUGCAAUCAGAUCAUUUACAACAUCAUAACCCCCGCUCUUAAGGGUAAAGCAAGGCCACUGGAUGUUGAGGAAGACCUUGUCGCUAUCAUUCGGGAGAUGACAAAGAUCAACGUUGCGGUGAAAGCAUGGCGCGCACCAGUCACGGACUGUCUCAACGACAACAGAUGCUUCAAUUCGACAGCGGAUGCAGGAGAGAAGUGGAUGCCGAUGAUUAAGGCACUCUUUGACACCGACAGGACUGCCUUAGCCGAACUGCUUGGCAAAAUUACCACAGCGGCGUCGGCAAACAUCUUCACAAACCGUGAAUACGAGAUGCUGUUGCGUUCGUUGAACCUGCGGCGGCUAUCCUACGUGAUUCUGUCGGCAGAGAAGAAUCACUUCCUGACUUCGCUGCCUAGCAUCCAGGAGAAGCUGGUAGACACCCUCCGCAAUGUUACCGCGCCGAUCGUCCAGAGCGAAGUGUUCCUCUGUGUACGCGUGCUGCUAUGUCGGCUCUCCCCGCACAAUCUGUCGAGCUUCUGGCCGGUCAUCUUGACGGAGCUGUACCGUAUUUUCGACGGCAUACUCGUCAGCCCACCAAGCGACGGCUCCGAAGAACUCGGCCUCAUACUUUCCGCAAGCAAGCUGCUGGACGUACUGCUCGUGCUUCAAACCGAGGAGUUCCAGGUACAUCAAUGGAUUUUCAUCACAGACACUGUGGACGCCGUCUACCGCCCUGAAGACUGGUCACCGGAAGCCUUGCUAGACCAGCUGGCUGAAGUUGUGGGGGCUCUUCCGAUUCCAGAGAGCGACGCUCGACCACCCGUAUCGCACCUGCCGACGCCUUCCGCGACCGCGGCACAGAUGCGCCGACCACUUCUCCAGUCCCUUCGGCAAAUUGAUAGUGUCCGUGACCUGGUACCGUUCUUCUCUGCGGCGAGCAUAUCCUCGUACGAGAGCGUAUACAACAGUGGAGGGGUGGUCGACUGGCCUGCGGUAGAACGCGGCCUGCUCGAAGACCUCUUUGAGGGCAGGUGACGACAGUACUGAUGAUCACGUCUGGAAUCCUGCAACUGUGCCCCUCCCCCCGCUUCCUCUCCCACUCAUGGCAUGGGUAUUCUGAACAGUCAUAAUCCCCC
Dichomitus squalens LYAD-421 SS1 is the source of this 5497-nucleotide messenger RNA. RefSeq lists its product as uncharacterized. Gene Ontology annotation, cellular component: endosome; trans-Golgi network. Lineage: Eukaryota; Fungi; Basidiomycota; Agaricomycetes; Polyporales; Polyporaceae. The coding region runs from base 18 to 5396 and encodes 1792 amino acids. The transcript is spliced from 27 exons. The record is from RefSeq and is a predicted model, not a curated record. Gene Ontology annotation, biological process: Golgi to endosome transport.